Molecule: messenger RNA, 601 nt
Organism: Hyaena hyaena (striped hyena)
Lineage: Eukaryota; Metazoa; Chordata; Mammalia; Carnivora; Hyaenidae
Gene: CHP2
Product: calcineurin like EF-hand protein 2
Exons: 7
Coding region: 1-591 (196 amino acids)
Molecular function (GO): calcium ion binding
Source: RefSeq, a predicted model, not a curated record
AUGGGCUCCCUCGGCUCGCACGCCGCGCGCAUCCCCGACGCGGACAGCAUCCGGCAGGAGACCGGCUUCUCGCAGGCCAGUCUCCUCCGCCUCUACCACCGGUUUCGGGCUCUGGACAGGAACAAGAAGGGCUACCUGAGCCGCGUGGACCUGCAGCAGAUUGGGGCUCUGGCCGUGAACCCUCUGGGAGAACGCAUUAUAGACAGCUUCUUCCCUGAUGGGAAUCUGCGACUGGAUUUCCCAGGCUUUGUCAGGGUCCUGGCUCAUUUUCGACCUGUCGAUGAUGAGGACCCAGGAAUGCGAGACCCCAAGGAACCUGAACCCCUCAACAGCAGAAUGAACAAACUUCGCUUCGCAUUUCAGCUCUAUGACCUGGACCGGGACGGAAAGAUCUCCAGGCACGAGAUGCUACAGGUCCUCCGGCUGAUGGUUGGGGUGCAGGUGACAGAAGAGCAGUUGGAGAGCAUCGCCGACCGCACGGUGCAGGAAGCGGAUGAAGAUGGAGACGGGGCUGUGUCCUUCCUGGAGUUCACCAAGUCCUUGGAGAAGAUGGAUGUCGAGCAGAAAAUGAGCAUCCGGAUCCUGAAGUGACCCCUCUUUG